CAGCUACCUAGAUGGGUGGGUGGGUGUGGGCUGAUGAGGAACUCAUUUCAGAUCCGAAAACGUAGUUCAUCCUGAAAAAUGACACCUCGCUUAAUUGGAUGUACAGAUGUGCCUCAGCCGUCAGCCCGACCAGUUCUGCUAGUUUAUGACUAAAGCGUCGCCACGGAGGAUCGCAAAAUUGUGUUCACCUUACAGAAAAGGAGCGCGCGGAAAAGAACAGGAAAGACCCGGCGUGAGAUAAGAUGUGCAAGACGUGUUGAAGAUGCUGAAGUUUUUCCCUCAUCGUUUGCCAAGACGAAGAAAGGAUUUUCACUCUUUGUGAGGGACCGACUUGCUACAUAUAACUGCAUGUAUUGUGGAGCAAACUCACCAUGGAAACCUGGCACUUCUAAAUAAUAAUUUAAUAUAAAGAAGAUUUGAAUUUAUCUAACUUAAGAAAAACUUCCUGGAAUAUCACUUAACAUUACUUCAGUUUUUUUUUAAUGCUAAAAAAUGAAAUUAUCUAAUUGGAGCGUGGGAGCUGGUUACAGCCCAGAAAACAUUAUCAGCUGUGGCUUUAAUGGACUGCCACGUUUAUAUCUAAAUUUUUGGCUUUAGUUCCUGAAAUACUAAGAAGGCACGUCUGGCUCACUGCCCACAACAGCCUACAAGACUACUGCUAAUACUUGUGGAGAUGUCAGUUUAAAAAAUCUGCUUGUUCUCCGCAGAUUUGUUGGGAUUUCCACUGCCAUUAUUAAGGGCUCUAGCACGCCACACUCUGUGCACGAAUGGAACUGUCCACAGUAAGGACCACCACAGUGAUAAGCAAUGAGGGAGCCGCCCCACAGUGGAGGAGAAGGGAACCUGAACCUGUUGUCUACCAAGAAAACUACUACCUAACCCAGCAGCACCCUGCCACAGUGCUAGCAGAAUUCGUCAUCGUUGGUUUCUUCCUCACCCUCGUCAUUAUCUUCUUCAGCGUCAACAGAUCAGCCUCGGAUCACCUGGCUUUCCUGAUCACCGUCUUCAUAGGGCUCGGCGUUUUCAUUGCCCUUUUCAUCCUUCUGUUUUCGGAAAACCUUUACCUGAAAUGUGCAUCGCUCGUCUCUUUUUUGAAUUGGUUCAUCCUCACUGCUGUGGCCUUCGUCUUCAUCUUUGGAGAAGCACCUGUCACCGCAUGGGAUCAGGUGGCAUUCAUCAUCUUUAUCGUCCUCAUAGUUUACACACUGCUGCCUCUCAGUUUGAAGGCAACUCUCGUCCUUGGAAUUGGCACCUCAUUGGCACACGUUAUUGUGAUGAGUAUCUAUGUGCCAAUACAAAGCAAGACACUGCCAUUCCCACAACUACAGCUGGUGCCAAAUGGCUUUCUUUUCAUCUGCAUCAAUCUGGUGGGGGUAUAUCACAAAGUGCUAACAGACCAGGCCUUGAAGCAGAUCUACAGCGACACAUUCAGCUUUAACAAGUCGAGAGCCAAGCUUGUCAAUGAGAAAAGGCAUCAGGAGCACCUGCUGUUGUCAGUCCUACCUGUUCACAUUGCCUUUGAGAUGAAAGCUGAAAUCAUCGAGCGACUCAAGGACAAGCAGGAAAGGCAGCCACACCCUGAGAAUGCAAAUAACUUCCACAACCUUUAUGUCAAGCAGCACAAGAACGUCAGCAUACUGUAUGCAGACAUUGUUGGUUUCACACAGUUGGCGAGUAUGUGCUCACCUGAGGAGCUGGUCCAUAUGCUGAAUGAGCUCUUUGGAAAAUUUGACCAAAUUGCCAAGGAGAAUGAAUGCAUGAGAAUCAAAAUCCUUGGAGACUGCUACUACUGUGUGUCUGGACUGCCUGUGUCCCUGCCGAACCACGCCAAGAACUGUGUGAAGAUGGGUCUGGACAUGUGUCACUCCAUCAAUAAGCUGAGGGAGGCCACAGGAGUAAACAUCAACAUGCGGGUUGGAAUUCAUUCUGGUAACGUUCUCUGUGGAGUUAUCGGCCUGCAGAAGUGGCAGUAUGAUGUGUGGUCACAUGACGUGGUCCUGGCAAAUUACAUGGAGUCCGGUGGCCUUCCAGGCCGGGUCCAUAUCACAGAAGCUACCUUAUGCCAUCUGGAUGGAUCAUAUGAAGUUGAAGAAGGAUAUGGCGAGACAAGAAAUGAAAAUCUUAAGGGAAUACGGACAUUCUUUGUGAUUGAUCCCAGGGCUAGGACUCACCUCCUUAAGAGUUUAUUGUGCCCUGACUCAGAGGAAGGCUCAAAGGUUCGAGCGUCUCUUCGUAUGGCACGAUACUUAGAGUCGUGGGGAGCAGUGAAACCAUUUGCACACUUGAAUAAGCGGGACAGUAUGGGAUUACUGCCUUUUCUAGACUCUACUCAGGUGGAGGGUGCAGUUGAAAGUGAGACACACCAGGCCGUAGAACGGACUCGUUCACAGAAUCCUGAUGAUGUUGCAAAUGAUACGAUGGAAAGCCUGAACUCACACAAACAGUGGUUGUCAUCUGAAGACUUCAACUGGUUAACAAUGCUUUUCCGCAAAGUGUCCAUGGAAAAAGAGUUUCGCUGUUGUUCUCUACCAGAUUUUCACCUUUAUGUUGGCUGUGCUACUAUUAUUUACAUAUCCAACUUUUCUGUACAGAUGUUCAUCUCCACACUAAACAUGCAACUGGGAAUCUCGUAUGGUGUCUCCUUUUUUCUUCUUCUGCUACUGCUGUUCAGUAGCUUCUCCGGACAUCUGGCGAGGUGGACGCAGAAGGGCCCAAACUUCUUGAAGUGGAUCCCGUCCGUCUCAGCCGCUAUUGUUCAUAAACCAAUCCUUCGGGUCAUCCUUCAGAUCAUUGUGAUUCUUGUGGUUCUUGUCAUGGGUAUUCUUAACUUUUUUUUUAUCUUCAACCCUGCACCAGAUUGUCCUAUGGCAUCCCAAACUUCUACCACAGGCCAACUCUACGCCUUACCAUAUUACCUGUACUGCUGCCUGAUGAGCAUGCUGAGCUGCUUGGUGUUCCUGCGCAUGAAUUUUGAAGUGAAGAUGAUCAUGCUUACUGCAGCCAUGGUGGUCUAUGAGGUGAUCUUCUUGUACAUAGAUAGCUGGCUGUCGGACUGCUACAUCACUCAGCUCUACGGAAACGCAAGCGAGCCUCAUGUCUUGAAUGAACCAAAGCUCAUGGCUGGUAUAUGGCUUUUGGUUUUCUUCUUCCUCAUCUUUGUGCUUGCCAGACAGCAUGAGUUUUACUGUCGCCUGGAUUUUCUGUGGAAGAAGAAAUUCACACAGGAGAGGGACAGGAUCGAGACAAUGGAAAAUCUGAACCGCAUCCUUCUGGAGAAUAUGCUGCCAGCUCACGUAGCAGCUCACUUCAUCGGGAGGAAAAGGAGGAAUGAGGACCUGUACAGUGAGUCCUACGACUGUGUCUGCAUCUUGUUUGCAUCGAUCCCGGACUUUCGUGAAUUUUACAGUGAGAGUGACGUGAACCGUGAAGGACUGGAGUGUAUAAGACUGUUAAAUGAGAUCAUCUCUGACUUUGAUGAGCUCCUGUCCAAGCCCAAGUUCAGUGGCGUGGAGAAAAUAAAAACCAUCUGCAGUACAUAUAUGGCUGCCACUGGCAUCAACACACAGCAAGAGAUCAAAAAGGAUAGAGACCGGAAAUAUGGCCACAUUGGAAUUAUGGUGGAAUUUGCUGUGGCUUUAAUGGGAAAACUGGAUGUAAUUAAUAGGCAUUCCUUCAAUAAUUUCAAGCUGAGGGUUGGCAUAAACCAUGGCCCAGUUAUUGCAGGAGUGAUAGGUGCUCAGAAACCUCAGUACGACAUCUGGGGAAAUGCAGUAAAUGUGGCAAGUCGCAUGGACAGCACUGGCGUAGAUGGCAAGAUCCAGGUGACAGAGGAGACUGCAGAAGUUCUUCAGUCAUUGGGCUACUCGUGCACCCUGCGAGGGGUCAUCAAGGUGAAAGGAAAAGGGGAACUGAGGACCUUUUUUGUGAACACUGAUGCAGGCAAAUCUGGCGGGGACUGGUUCAUUUGAAAAAGCAGCUCAAGCCGCCUGCACACGUGGAGAGAAGUGUUGUGUUGCCUCUUGUGUGUUAAAGACUCACUGACUACAGCAUGCAGUGUUUUCUUCUGAAUUCACCAGAAGAACUGUGCAUGUCCAGUUUAUUGUUACGCUGCCUGUCAAUACAAAUACUUCCUUCUCCAGAACUUCCUGCAAGUCACACUUGCGUCAUCUUAUUACAAGUAGUCAGUAGCUGCUUUGCUUUUUUUUUUCCAUGAGAAGGCAACACAACUGAAAACAUGCCUUUCAUCAUCGAUGAAAAGAGACAUUUUGUGAAAAGAAAGUGUUAAAAUAUAGAGAAGAAGGAGCUACACUGUCAGGAUGGCAAGAUGCUGUCCCAAAAAGAGAGCAGAGGGAGUCAAAAUCGCUCAAAUGACUUUGACAAUCAAAUGGUGUUUGUGACUGAAAAGACAUAGAGGGUCUACCCCGUCUGGGUGUGAUGAGUGAGGUCUGCAGCCAGGUGUAAAAUAGAAAGAGAACUGCAAAUUAAAAGCCUGGGAUCCAGGGUCAGAAAUUAGAUAGGAGUUUGGUCAUCAUGGUGUGGUUAAAGAGGUCCACUGCCAGAUUUAAAGUAGAGGGGCUCAUGACAUGAAUUAGUGAGUCAAGAACAAAGCACUAUCAGGGCCAGUUCCCCAAUUUUAAAAAAUAAGGCCUCACAGUACAAAUACAGAGAUUUGUUACAUGAACUACAGUACCAAUAGUCAAAAACUGACCAAAAUGGGGGUUAGAUCUAAAUAAUCAAUCAGAAACCUCAUUGUUACCGUGUGGCGAAAGAGGUCCCCUGCCAGGCCUAAGGCAAAUAGACUCAUUACACGAACUAGCCAAUUAAUAGCGAGAAACAGGACAGCAGAGGGUCCACUGCCAGAAAUAAAACCAUAGAGGGAAACACCAUCAGAGUGUCAGACUUCAGGUAACGGGGGGCUCAUUACAUUCACUAAGGAAUCAAAGCCAAAAAGAGAGCAGCAUGGCACUUGUGACCAAAGUCAAUUGAAAGGUCUCCACUAUCAACGUGUGAUGAAUGAAGCCCACAGCCAGACUUAGACCAAAAAGGGGGUUUACUAAUUGAACUAGCAAAUCAAAAGCCAAUAACAGAGUUGCAUGGAGUACAGGACCAGAAAUUAAACAGGGGCUCUUGCCGUCAGGGUGCAAUGACAGAUCAAGUGACAGUCUCUUUAUGUGGACUAAUGUACCAAUAGCCAAAAACACAGCACCAUUAGUCCAGUGCUGAAAAAUAGAUCAGGGAUUCCACCAUCAUGGUGUUGCAAUAGAUGUCCACUGUCAGGGUUACAGCAGGGGAACUUGUUAUAUGAACUAAUGUAAUUAAUGAGAGCCUUACCCCAUCAGGGUGUAGUGAAAGAGGACCACUGAUAGGCAUACAACAGAGGUGUUUAAUUUAUGAAGUAGUCAUUACAUGCCAAAACUAUGGCAUAAGGUAGCAUAAACUAAAUAGGUUCCCUGCCAGGCCUGCCUUAACUAUAGGGGCUCAUGACAUGAAUUAAGAAAUCAAAAGUCCAAUGCAAUGUUAUAAAUUAAUUUUUUUUUUUAAAUGAAUAAAUAAAAUCAUCAGUAUAGUGCUGCCAGGCCCAAGUACAAUGAUUACAGAAAUAAUGUAUUAUAUAAAUAAAGAAAAAACAACCAAUUGGGGCCUAAAUACAAAAAUUAUUCAAGGGACCCGAACAUCAAAGUAGGUCAGCUGCCAAGCCUAAAGUAAAGGGACUUUGUGUUAUGGACACACAGUGUGCUCGAUGAUUACUGUGAGACAAAAAGACCAGGAGAUAAUCAAAAUGCUAAGAAGAUGUGGUCAAAAGGGAAAAGCACGAGUUGAAAGCUGUGAGACAGAGUAAUAAUAAGCAACCAAAACCAAAAGGGCAAAAUGAGAAGUCAAAGUUCAAAACCCAACGCUAUGGUCUACUUAGAGUUAAAGUUAACUAACACUAAAGAAGUUGAGAAUUGGCAUCCACAGAGGGAUAACUUGAAAAAGUGCAACCGACACCAUAUUUAACAUAACACAUAGUCACGUCAAAGGGUCAUGGUCACGCGACUAAAAUGAAGUCAAGAUGGUUAUAUAUUUAAACUCAAAACACAAGUUCUGAUUCCGCAUGUAUAAAAGCUCCAAAUAACACCAAAGUUCACACAUAAAGAUGUGUGAAUAUUACAGAAGUAAUGAAUCAAUAAUGAAAACAGCUUUGGGUCCAGUGAUGGAACUAAAUUAAGAGGGUCUCACUACAUGAAGUAAGGAAUCAAAAGCCAAAUAGCAGGUCCCACCAUUAGGGUGUAGUGACAGAGGUACACUGCCAGGGACAGAGUGCAGGAGUUCACCACGUCUACAAUAGAAACAACAGCCAAAUAACAGCAGUAUGGGGUCUUAUAUCAAAAAUAAAACAAUGUUCCCAAUUGUCAUGGUCAGCCAGGCCCAAGAAGAGACAGAGAGAGUGUUUUUACAUGAACCAGUGUGUCACUAGCCAACAAUACAGGGGUCCAGUGCCAUGAGAAUAAAUUGGGAGCACCACAGAUAGGGUGGAAUGACAGAGGUCCACCGUGAGGCCUAAAGAACAUUAGCUCAUUACAUGAAUUAGUUUACCACAACAAAACAGUAUGAUGUUCCAUAGAAGAAGUAAAACCAUGAGGCACUGCUGCCUGGAUGCUUGAAUGAACUCAUCUAAGAAGCUCAAAGCAGAAGUCUGUGUUACAUUAACUAGAAUGUCAAAAGCCAAAAAGAGAGCAACAUGAUGUCCCGUAGCUGCUAUAGUUAUGUGAAGCUGCCUACUUGCAAUCAAAGUAGAAGAGUCAGUUUACAGAAAUUUAUAAAUCAACCGCCAAACACCAUAGCAAUGUGAGGUCCAGUGCCUGAAAUUAAAUUGAGGGCACCACUAUAAUGUGGUAAAAGAGAUCUAAUGCAAGAUUUAAAGCUGAGGAGCUUAUUACAUGAAAUUGUCCAAAAGAGUACAGAAUGUCGAGGGGCAGGGUAUGUCUACUGCUGCUGAGCUACUAAUACUAAUACUAAUAUUACAGAUAUAGGACCCUGGACCUAAACAGAAAUAGCUGGUGGGCCAAGUGUACUUUUAGCAAUAAAGAAAAAUGAGAGAUUUAAAGUUCAAAUCAUGUAAUAUUAUGGAGACCUAAAGGGUUCCACAAAAAUAGAUUUUGGGGACAAGAGAAAUAUAGGAAAUAAAGGGUCCCUGAAACACAAAUUAUGGGGACCAAUGCCACAAAUUAUAUAAAGGGGCCCAUAAAAAUAGAUUAUGGGGACUAGUGCCAUUUAUGAAAUAAAGGGGUCCCACAAAAACAAAUUAUGGAGACCAGAAUCAAAAAUGAUAUCAAGGGUUCCACAACAAAAAAGAAAAAAUGAGGACCAGUGUCACACAUAACAUAAUGGGGCCUCACAUAAUAGGUGUUGGGGACCAGUGCCAUAUAUGAAAGAAAGGGGUCCCACAAAAAUAGAUUUUGGGACCAGUGUCACAUAUCAUUUAAAUGAUCCUCAAAAUAGAUUCAUUGCCAGAGAGAAGCCCACUACAUAGGAGUGCUUAAAAUGAAGUAGAGUGCCCUGCUACUAGUGUUAGAAUCGUAGUAAUACAGGAUAAAAAACAAAAGCUGUCAUUAUCAAUUGUCAAAUGAAAAAUAGCGCAAUAGAGACGCAAUGCCUAAUAAGGAAUCAUAGAGGUCCACAGUCAUAAUGAAGGGGUUUAACUACCACUGUUUCGGUUUUACCCCAUUAUUCUAUAUGUGAUGUAGGUGGUCUUUAAAUAAAUUAUGACCAUGCAGUAAAGCACUUAUGUUGGCUCUUUAGUGAUAUACUGUUGCCAGUAAACGUAUGGUGAAACCACAAUGAACAGACCCCAGUUCUCAGGUUACACAUUAGAUUCAACUUCAGUUCACCUUUAUCUGAUAAAGCACUAUUUAUAAAGUAGAUCAUCACAAGGCACUUCUGAAGCACACAAGAAAACAAUUCAAAGCAAUAAGAUAAGGAAGUGUAAUAUGAGAUAAGACCCAUCUGCCAGUUACCCUGAGUUUCCCACACCAGUUCAGCUGGGAACCCAAUGAGACUUUGAAAGCUCCUGCAGUUCAUCACCCAGUGACGCUCUCAGGCAGGUUUAGCUCCCUCUGGCUGCCAGACUUGCAUUAGCAGAUGUUGGAUAUGGAUGUUCAUCUUGUCUGAUAACAGAACAUCAGAAACUGAGAAACUGUAAUGUGAAGAUAAUAGAUGUUUACAUGUGUUUGUAUAAUUUAUUUUGUAUAGAAGGUGUAAUUUAAUUAUUUUUUUGCUUUUUAUAGGAAAAUCAUAAAAAAAACCUAAAUGCAGGAAAACUAUUUUAAUAAAAAUGCUUAUCCUGCUUUAGGUUGAAUAGUUGUCAUAGAUGGCCUUCAAGACAGCCAUUGCUUAGUAUGCGCUGCUCUUUGCUUCCUUACUUCUUGUCUGCACGUGUCUAUUUAUGUCCAGGACUGAAAAAUAUUUAAAUUUCAUGAGGCCUUAAUGGACUGGCACUCUAUCUAGGAAGGUUUCCUGCCUUGUGUGCAGGACUGCCAGGAUAGGCCAUGAAUUGGAUUAGGGCUGAAAAUCGUAUGGUAUGGCAUCUUGAUCCAGAAUCAUACGUUUUACUAGUUGUUUAGACAACCAUGAUAUUUACAUGGGUUUGCCUGUAAUUGUCAGCUAAAGUUCUCAGAUAUAAAUUCUGCAAUUUUUAUAGCAAUAAAGAAUUAUAUUUAAAGUGUU
Messenger RNA from Polypterus senegalus (gray bichir), 8706 nucleotides. Its product is annotated as adenylate cyclase type 2-like. Gene Ontology annotation, biological process: cAMP biosynthetic process; adenylate cyclase-inhibiting G protein-coupled receptor signaling pathway; adenylate cyclase-activating G protein-coupled receptor signaling pathway. Gene Ontology annotation, cellular component: plasma membrane. The record is from RefSeq and is a predicted model, not a curated record. Gene Ontology annotation, molecular function: adenylate cyclase activity. The transcript is spliced from 26 exons. NCBI's taxonomy places the organism in Eukaryota, Metazoa, Chordata, Cladistia, Polypteriformes, Polypteridae. The coding region runs from base 768 to 3968 and encodes 1066 amino acids.